Molecule: messenger RNA, 5145 nt
Organism: Tetrahymena thermophila SB210
Lineage: Eukaryota; Ciliophora; Oligohymenophorea; Hymenostomatida; Tetrahymenidae
Product: nephronophthisis protein, putative
Exons: 13
Biological process (GO): negative regulation of canonical Wnt signaling pathway
Cellular component (GO): cytoskeleton; non-motile cilium
Source: RefSeq, a predicted model, not a curated record
AUGAGUUAAGCUUUUAGAAACCCAUAAGAUGGGUAAAAUUAUAAUAGGAAUCAUUAAGGAGCUGGUCCUUAGCAAAAAUAAAAAUAAAUUAAAAUCGACCCUAAUGAUUUAGAACUCAUGUCAAUAAGCAAAUGGAAUAAGUUAAGAUAAGAUGUAAAAAUUAGACCUGCAUACUCACUAAGAAUCACAAAUCCUAAUAGGGAAUCCGAUUGUUACAGACUUACUCCUAAAGGAUUAGAUGGUUUAAAUUAUUCACCUAAGUCAAGAGAGACGAAAAGGUUGGCCAUAAAAUUUAAUUUCUCAUUUUAUUCGAAUUAACUCAAAGAAUUCUUUGGUCGUUCUUACCUUACUGGAGCUUAUGGACUUAGGUCUGAAUAAUAGGGAUACAAUUAUUAAUUUGAAUAUUCCCAUCCUUUCAGUUUAUUUUUCCACACACAGCUUGAAAAAUCAGCUGCUACUUUGAUUAUUUUUGAGGCAUAUAUCUUAGAAAUAGGAAAUCAUGAUAUUAUAUUAAGUACUUUUUCUUGUGGUGUUGGUGAAAUCAACAUUAACAACUUGCUAAAAGAACCUUAAUCUGUGGCUUUAAAAAAUAAUACGAUGAGAGGAUAUGUCAGCAAAGCUUCAACUGAGGAAUAGAGAAUUGCUAAUACAUCUAUUAGAUUUAAUUUCAUUUUAGAUUAUUUCCCUUUACUAUAAAAAAUAAAACAUCUCUUUCCAGAGAGUGUGUUAGUUUCUACUAAUGACCCUAUUCCUGGAUUAGCAGAAUAAUGGCUAGAUACAAAAUUUUAAGAAAAUUAAACUCUUAAAAUAGAUCAAGUGUUUGAGAUUAUGAUGGAUCUGCUUCCUACUUAUAAAUUAUAUCUCGUAAAUGUAUAAAUCUUAAUUAGAGAUAAUGUUGAAAAAGAGUUAGUUAGGCAAGUUUAACAAUUCUUAGAAGUAUCAAAAUCAAUCAAUAAUAAAGUCAUUUUCAAAGAAAAAAAACUUAUUUGUGGUUUUCAUAACGGUUGGGAUUUUGUCAAUAGAGGUGGAGGCUCAAAUAGAGUUACUUUAAAGCAAUAAAUUAAAGAAGUCAUAAAAAAUAAAGACGGAUAAGACUCUAAUGUUAUCAGCUUAGAAUAUAGUGGUAUGCAUGAAAUCGACAACGUUUUUGAUUCUGAUUAAAGUUGUAUUGUUCUUUAAUUAGAGUAUGAUAUAGAGUAUGUUGCUUAAGCAAGGUAAAUUGCUACAAGGGUUAUAAGCUGGCUCCCAAUAUCUGUGUCUGGAAAAUUAUAAUCUUAAUCUGAGUUAAUUGUGCAAGAAGUUAUGCUUCAUGGACCAGGAAAGAGUGUUGAUGGAUAAAAAAUGAUAUCUCUCCCUUUUAGAGAAGAGUUUGAGAUUUAAGUAUCUGCUGGAUUUAGAGUUGUUCCACCAGGAACUAAUGAGAAUAAUCUUUAUGAAGAAAUUCAAAAAGCAAGAGUUGUAUAGUAAGAUUACAGAAGUUAGUAAAUGCAAUCAUAAUAGGAUUAGAGCAGAUAGCCUGGAUAGCCUGUACAUUAAGCAAAACCUUUACCUUUUCCUCAAUAGCAGUUAAAUAGAAUGCCAACAGGGGCAGAUUUAUAACUUUAGAUGUUAGACUAAUAGUUGAUGAAUGAAAGGAGAAGAUUGGAGCAGAUUAAUGAUUAAAUUUUAUAAAGAAGGCAGUUGUAGAAUGCAGGUGGAGCACCUUUCAAUAUUUAAGAUUAUCAAUAGAUAACUUGGGAACCAAGAAACGAGUAAGAGCGUUACUUAAAGUAACUUUAGUAAUAAGAAAUGAUGAUGAAGUAGUAAAUAGAGUAAUUUUAGAGAGAAAGAGAUUAAAUAUAAAUGGGUCUUACAUAGGAAUACAAAAUGAUGAGAGAAGAACUUGUUAAAACAAGAUAAAGUGCAAGUGCCCCUGGCUUUUAUAAAAAAGCAACUAAAAUUUAACCUGUUAGAUAAUCUCCUUAAAAAUAGUAGGGAGGCUAUAACUAUGAAAAUGAUUUAGAUGAGGAUGAAAUCAUUGAAGGAAGAUAACUAGACUUUAAUCCUAUAAGAUCUUAAGUAACAUACUAAGGAGAAAAAGAUUAACCCCUCAUUAUCCACCUUAAUUAACCCAUGUACGGUAAAAGAGAAUUAUCUUAAAAAGAUAAACUCGAGUUAAUUAAUUAAGGAGUUACUGGAUUACUCGAUGAUAUCCCACCUAUGAAUACUAAGGAAUAAUAUGCUGAUGAAAAAACUAUUUUAGAAGAAGAUAUGAAAGAUUAAUUAAAAGCUUAAACUGUCAUAUUUAGAAUAUUUUCCAUUAAACCUGAUAUUUAUUAGGGUCUUCCAAAGAGAAUGUUUUUAACAUUUAAUUUUUUUGAUUUUCCUAAAUAUAAAACUGAGAGCUUUUCUUAUGAAUCAAAAGAUGACUAAAAUGCUAUUUUAAAAAUGAUUGAGAAUAAGUCACCUCUUCUUGUUUAUAGAGAAGCUUUCUUUAAAGGUGAAGAAGAGAAGUUCAUGUCAUUCAAAUUUGAUAUUGAUCCCUCUAAAUCAAAAUACAAUGACUUGUUUAAAGACUUUAUAAAAUACCUUAUAAAAAAAUAACUUCAUGUUGACAUUUGGGAUGCUGAUACUCAAAUGCUCUAUGGAUCUUUUAAAAUACCUUUGCAUAAAAUUAGGAGAUAAGGACAAAAUAAAAAGACUACUCAACUAGAUCUCGAUAUUGUUAACCCUAAUUUUGUAGGUUAUAGGGGUUCAAUUCAGAUAUAAAUUGAUAAUAUAGGAAAAGAAGAGGCUUUCCCUAAUAAAAGAAAAGAUUAAGAAUAUGAGAAUAAAAUAAAUUCUGUAAAUUAAUGGUAGAAUAAGUAAACUGAUAAGAUAAAGGUAAUCUCUGAUUCACAGAUAACAAUUCCUAUAAAUUAUAUAAAGAAUCAAAGAACUAAUAAUGCUUCAAAAGUUUCUAAACUAGAUGAUUAAAAUAAUGCUGAUGCAGGUGUAAGAUCAGAUGAGUAAGUUAGAAAGGUUGAGAGAGUAAAAAGGUUCAAGAAUAAUACUCUUAACUAAGCUGCUAUGUUAUUUAAUGAAGAUGACUAAACUAUGUUAAAUAAAAUAUCUCUUGGCUAUGAUAUCAGCAAAAUCAAAGAACUAUCAUAACACAGAAUCACGCAAAUAGAUGAGAUAAAAAGCAAGAAAAAACCAGAUUUUGUUAAGAGUGUUAUUAGCAAAUUCUUAAAUGAAGAGAAAGUAUUAUCAGUUUCAUAUGGAAGAUAGGAAAUAGUUCCUUAUUUAUUACAAAAUCCUACAGCCACAAUUUAAACUUUCUCAAUUAUAAUUGAAGAUGCAGAUGAAGACAUCUUAAAUCAUAGUGAGUUUGAACCCGUUACUGAUUCAACUGAAUGGAAGUACUGGAUUUCAGCACUUAAUUUGACAGAGUUACCAUCUUAUGAUAUUAUUCAAGGAAAUACUUUGGUUUUAGAGCCCAACUAAAAAGUGCACGUUUUAUUUAAAUUUAUGACAUAUAGAAAUAUUGAUCCCUAGCUAAAAGAUAAAUAGGAUGCAGAAAGAAUUUCAUAGCAAAGAGAUGCUGAAUAUAGAUAAAAGCACAUCAAUCCGAGAUCAAUUAAUGUAUUUUUUAGCUUGAAACAGCAAACUAUUGUUGGGGGUUUUAGAAUAAAAGUAGAGCCUCAUCAAUAGAUUAUAGAUCACAUAUUCAGAUACUAUGAAAGAGCAACAAAAACUGUUAAUAUUACACUUCCUCCUUUAUAUUUAAAAGACUAAGCGCCAAUGCUAAAACCUACUUUGCAUGUAACAGAUAAUAAAGUUGCAGUUGAAUGGGUUAACGAGCAAGAAAUAGCUAUUUAUACUAAAAUGCCUAACAUUUCAAAAAUAAUGAGAUUUAAUAUUUUAGUGUAUAACUCUGACCUUCGCUCUAAUUUAUUGUCUAAUAUUCAAGUAGAACUACAUGGACUCGAAGGGGUUGAUGUUCAUGUAAAUAUGGGUCAGACAACAUAAUUCAAAUUAAACUUACCUGGAGAUAUCCCAAGAGUAGUAUAAUUAUACAGUUCGAUGACCAAUAUUCUUUGGUUUAGCUCUCCAUACGACACAACUUUUACUUUACCACCAGGAAAAAUAACAUAAAUAGAAACAGCUGUCAAAUCGCUAUCAACAGGAUCUUAAAGAAUCUAAGUAAAUGCCGUUGAUGUUCAUUCAAACGAACUUAUACACUCUUGGAUAGUCCGUAUAGAGACAGAUAUUCCAAAACCCAAUAAAGUUUUUGAAUUAACUGCAACUGCGUUAAAAGAGUCUAUUUAAGUAUUUGAAUAUAGAAAUAAGUCUCAAAAGACUAAAACUUUCUAGUUCUUAUCCUCAGAUCCAUCAAUUUUAGAAGUUUUGGACCCCUCUAAACAAAUUCUUGGUAAUAGCGGAGAAGAAAUAGCUGUUAGAGUCGUUCCUAGAGAAUACAAAGCUCCUGAAGCCCAAGUUAUUAUAUUCGCUUCAGAUUACGAUGAGACUGUCUUUGAUACAAUGAAAUUCAGGAUAAGGUAUAUUUUUAAUGAUGAAGCACAAAGCUUGCAAGCCUUUAAUAGGCUAAAGUAGCAAAAAGAUAUGAUUUUGCAGUAAUAAGCACAAUAAUCCAUGAACUUAGAAGAUUAAUAACAUUAGAUUGGUUAUUAAUCAGGAAAUAAUUUUUAUAAUAAUAACGAUCCUUACUACUAGUCAAGUUCAAACUGGUAAAAUGAUGAUGGAUAUGGAAAUCAAGGAAAUUAUUAACCAAAUGAUAGUAGAUAUGGAUAAAAUAGCUUUUAUAACGACGGGAGAAGAUAGAACAAUUACGAAGAUAACAGAAGGUAUUAAGGAAAUUACUAAGAUUAUGGGUAAAAUAAUAAUUAAUACAAUUAUCAAUAAAACUAUGAUGAAAAUCCAAAAAGAAGAGGAAAUUCCAAUUAAAAUUAUGACAACUAAUACCAAGAUUAUGGAAGAAACCAACCAAGUCUUUAAAGAGGAGGUGCUAGUAAUUAUGAUGAUUACAAUGCUAGAUAAGGAAACAAUAAUAAUAACUAUGAUUAAUAUAAUUAAGGAUAGCAGAAUCGCUAAAACAAAAAGGUGAAAUUUGACUAAUAGUAAAAUUAUAAUAAUUAUGGAAGAAAUAACUAUAAUUAAUAUUGA